Molecule: messenger RNA, 7405 nt
Organism: Drosophila sechellia
Lineage: Eukaryota; Metazoa; Arthropoda; Insecta; Diptera; Drosophilidae
Gene: unc-104
Product: kinesin family member unc-104
Exons: 27
Coding region: 406-5463 (1685 amino acids)
Biological process (GO): microtubule-based movement
Molecular function (GO): microtubule motor activity; microtubule binding; ATP binding
Source: RefSeq, a predicted model, not a curated record
GUCAGCCAGCCGCGAAAUCGGGGGAGGAAAAUUGACAUUUCCACCGAGUUUUCCCGAGCUUGCGUGCGCGCAGCUGCAAACAAUUUUCCAGCACGCGUAUCCGAAUGGUGGGACAAAUGGCCAGCCGCUGGCAGAGUCGUUUGUUGCCUGUUCGCGUAAUGGCCAUCCUCGAAAAUCGCCCGGAGUUUUGAAAUCGAGAGACCAGCACGAAACAAAGGAAAAAUCAUUUAAUUUCCUGAGGGCGGUGACGAAUGAAAAACAUACAAAAUAAACCAAUUGAGUGCAAUAAUAAUUUAAUAAACAACUGUGAUUGUGAGUGUGUGAGGAAAACUGUUGACGCCCAUCUAGGAAUUUAACUUAUAAACUUAACCGGAAACCAGGACACCCACAGAGAGGAAGGACAAGAUGUCGUCGGUUAAGGUGGCGGUGCGAGUGCGCCCCUUCAACUCGCGCGAAAUAGCCAGGGAGUCGAAAUGCAUCAUCGAGAUGGCAGGAGCCACAACGGCCAUAACCAAUCCAAAGGUGCCGCCCAACACAAGCGAUUCAGUAAAGCGCUUCAACUUUGACUACUCCUACUGGUCACAUGAUCACCACGAUGCCGAUUUCUCCACACAAUCGAUGGUGUACAAGGACAUUGGCGAGGAAAUGUUGCAGCACUCCUUCGAUGGAUACAAUGUCUGUAUCUUUGCCUACGGCCAGACUGGAGCUGGAAAGUCGUAUACCAUGAUGGGCAGGCAGGAGGAGCAGCAAGAGGGCAUAAUACCCAUGAUAUGCAAGGAUCUGUUCACUCGCAUACAGGAUACUGAGACCGAUGAUCUCAAGUACUCGGUUGAGGUCUCCUAUAUGGAAAUCUAUUGUGAGCGAGUCAGGGAUUUGCUGAAUCCGAAAAACAAGGGCAAUCUGCGUGUAAGGGAGCAUCCCCUUUUGGGUCCAUAUGUAGAGGAUCUGUCCAAACUGGCCGUUACCGAUUACCAGGACAUUCACGAUCUCAUUGAUGAAGGCAACAAAGCUCGAACUGUGGCAGCCACUAACAUGAACGAAACCAGUUCCCGCUCUCAUGCCGUCUUUACAAUCUUCUUUACCCAACGUCGUCAUGAUCUGAUGACCAAUUUGACCACAGAAAAGGUAUCCAAGAUUAGCUUGGUGGACUUGGCCGGGUCGGAGCGAGCGGAUUCCACUGGUGCUAAGGGCACCCGCUUGAAGGAGGGAGCCAACAUUAAUAAGUCCUUGACCACAUUGGGCAAAGUUAUCUCAGCUUUGGCGGAAGUGUCUGCUUCCAAGAAAAAGAACGCCAAGAAGGCAGAUUUUAUUCCGUACCGUGAUUCGGCCUUGACCUGGCUGUUACGUGAAAACUUAGGAGGAAACUCGAAGACAGCUAUGAUUGCAGCUAUCUCACCAGCAGAUAUUAACUACGAUGAAACCCUCAGCACACUGCGCUAUGCGGAUCGUGCCAAGCAAAUUGUUUGCAAGGCUGUGGUCAAUGAAGAUGCCAAUGCCAAGCUGAUUCGCGAACUCAAGGAGGAGAUCCAGAAGCUGCGGGACUUACUCAAAGCCGAGGGCAUUGAAGUGCAGGAAGGACCCGAUGGCAAAGUGGUGUGUGAGAAGCGCGAUGCGAAUAAAGAUGAGCUCACCAAGUCCACGGUGAUCAAGUCGCCCACUAAGUCACGUAAUCGCAAUGGAUCCACAACGGAGAUGGCUGUGGAUCAGCUGCAGGCCAGCGAGAAACUCAUUGCAGAACUCAACGAGACCUGGGAGGAGAAACUUAAGCGCACCGAGGAGAUUCGCGUGCAGCGAGAGGCGGUCUUCGCCGAAAUGGGCGUGGCUGUCAAGGAAGAUGGCAUAACAGUUGGCGUAUUCUCGCCCAAGAAGACUCCGCAUUUGGUCAACCUAAACGAGGAUCCCAAUCUGUCUGAGUGUCUGCUUUACUACAUCAAGGAGGGUCUAACUCGGCUGGGUACCCAUGAAGCAAAUGUACCCCAGGACAUUCAGCUCUCCGGAUCGCACAUCCUCAAGGAGCACUGCACCUUUGAGAACAAGAACAGCACGGUGACCCUGCUGCCGCACAAGGAUGCCAUCAUCUAUGUAAAUGGACGCAAGUUGGUUGAGCCGGAGGUUCUUAAGACCGGCUCUCGCGUGAUCCUCGGAAAGAACCACGUGUUCCGCUUUACCAAUCCAGAACAGGCACGCGAAUUGCGGGAUAAGAUCGAGACCGAAAAUGAGGCUGAGAACGAAGUGGAGAAGACAGACACCCAGCAGGUGGACUGGAACUUUGCCCAGUGCGAAUUGCUCGAGAAGCAAGGCAUUGAUCUCAAAGCUGAAAUGAAGAAGCGUUUGGACAACUUGGAGGAACAGUACAAGCGGGAGAAACUUCAGGCCGAUCAGCAGUUCGAGGAGCAGCGCAAAACGUACGAGGCUCGCAUCGAUGCUUUGCAGAAGCAAGUGGAGGAGCAAUCCAUGACCAUGUCCAUGUACAGCAGCUACUCGCCGGAGGAUUUCCACCAGGAGGAGGACGUCUACACCAAUCCUAUGUACGAGUCCUGCUGGACAGCAAGAGAGGCUGGCUUGGCUGCCUGGGCUUUCCGCAAGUGGCGUUACCACCAGUUCACCUCCUUGCGAGACGAUCUCUGGGGCAAUGCUAUAUUCCUUAAGGAAGCCAAUGCCAUUUCCGUUGAGUUAAAGAAGAAGGUACAAUUCCAGUUUACUCUCUUGACCGACACCUUGUACUCCCCUUUGCCGCCUGAGCUGGCCUCCACUGUGGCUCCUUUGCAUCAGGAGGAUGAGUUCGGAGCUCCACCUGUCUCUAAGACCUUGGUGGCCGUCGAAGUUACCGAUACUAAAAACGGAGCCACUCACCACUGGUCCCUGGAGAAGUUACGGCAACGUUUGGAGCUGAUGCGCGAGAUGUACCACAACGAAGCCGAAAUGAGUCCCACUUCACCGGAUUAUAAUGUGGAGAGCCUCACUGGUGGAGAUCCCUUCUACGAUCGCUUCCCCUGGUUCCGCAUGGUGGGUCGCUCCUUCAUCUAUCUGAGCAACCUGCUCUAUCCAGUGCCAUUGGUCCACAAGGUGGCCAUUGUCAAUGAACGCGGAGAUGUGCGUGGCUACUUAAGGAUUGCUGUGCAGCCCGUUCUGGAUGAGGAGUCCAUUGAUUUCAAUAAUGGUGUCAAGCAGUCAGCUCGCUUGGUUUUCAAUGAGGAUGAUGCCAAGCCCAAGUACAGAGCUCUCAAUGAAAAGGAUGAUGUGCAGCGCUAUAUUGACAAUGGUGGUUUGGACAGCAAGUUGGAGGAACUUGAGGAUGUGGACUCUGGUCGUGGCAUUGACUCUAACUCCGCAUCCGAGUGCCACGAAAAUUCGGAGGAGCCUGGCGAGCACCUGCAGGUGGGCAAGGAGUUCACUUUCCGGGUCACUGUUCUGCAGGCCACUGGUAUUGGGGCUGAAUAUGCCGAUAUCUUCUGCCAGUUCAACUUUUUGCAUCGUCAUGAGGAGGCGUUCUCCACCGAACCCGUCAAGAAUUCGGCAUCUGGUGCUCCUCUAGGCUUCUACCAUGUGCAGAACAUAACUGUACCCGUAACCAAAUCAUUCAUCGAGUAUUUGAAGACCCAACCCAUAAUGUUCAAGAUCUUUGGGCACUACCAGACGCACCCAUUGCAUAAGGAUGCCAAACAGGAGUUCGUUUCCCGGCCACCACCACGUCGCAUGUUGCCACCGAGCAUACCGAUCAGUCAGCCAGUGCGUAGUCCCAAGUUUGGACCACUACCUUGUGCACCCACGUCUACGGUUUUGGCUAAGCACGAUGUUCUGGUUUGGUUUGAAAUCUGUGAAUUGGCUCCCAAUGGAGAAUAUGUGCCAUCGGUGGUGGAGCACAGCGAUGAUCUUCCCUGCCGCGGACUGUUCCUCUUGCAUCAGGGCAUCCAGCGGCGCAUUCGUAUUACUAUUGUACAUGAGCCCACAACCGAGGUGAAGUGGAAGGACAUCAAUGAGUUGGUGGUUGGACGUAUCCGCAAUACUCCGGAGUCAUCCGAUGAGCAAGACGAAGACGCCUGUGUCUUAUCAUUGGGCUUGUUCCCAGGCGAGGCUUUGGAGGUGCCCGGAGAUGAUAGAUCGUUCUAUCGUUUUGAGGCUGCCUGGGACUCUAGUCUGCACAACUCGGCACUGCUCAACCGCGUUUCUCAAGGCGGUGAGACCAUCUACAUCACCCUGAGCGCUUACUUGGAGCUGGAGAACUGCGCCCGCCCGGCCAUUAUUACCAAGGACCUGAGCAUGGUAAUCUAUGGACGCGACGCCCGUACCGGACCGCGCUCCCUGAAGCAUCUGUUUUCGGGACAGUACCGAAAUCCGGAGGCCAAUCGCCUAACCGGGGUUUACGAGCUGGCACUGCGCAGAGCAUCCGAAGCAGGUAGUCCAGGUGUACAAAGGCGUCAACGUCGAGUGCUGGACACCAGCUCUACUUAUGUGCGCGGCGAGGAGAAUCUUCACGGCUGGAGGCCAAGGGGUGACUCCCUGAUCUUCGACCACCAGUGGGAGCUGGAGAAACUCACCAGACUUGAAGAGGUUGGACGCAUGCGGCACUUGCUUCUGCUGCGCGAACGUCUGGGCAUGGACACCAACCCGAAUCCGACCACCAAGACCGAGAAGGAUGUAUGCAAUCUAGCUGCUAGGGCAGCCACAUCACCCGUACAUAUGGUCAUUCCACAAUCGCCGCAGACUCCGGUCAAGGACCCACAGCAAAUCAUUCCAGAACGCGAGUACAACCAACGAGAGCAGGAUCUCAUGCUUAAAUGCUUAAAGUUGGUGCAGGGACGCUAUACUAAGAGCGAGGCCAACGAUACGCAAACUCAGUCGGAUGUUUCGCCUAGCGAUGAGGGAUGUGCCGACAUGACCGUUAGCUGCAUCUCCAGCAAUUCCAUGGAAAACAACAAAUUUGUAAUUCGACGCAGAUUAUGUUCACCGGAUCGAGCUGAUGCUCCCAACGGCUGGGAGGCACCUGCUCCGGCCACUCAGCCGGCUCUUCCCCUCCGUCUCUAUGUGCCGGAACUGGAGGAGAUUCGCGUGAGUCCUGUGGUGGCCCGCAAGGGUCUGUUGAAUGUCCUGGAGCACGGCGGUUCCGGAUGGAAGAAGCGCUGGGUGAUCGUCCGUCGUCCUUACGUGUUUAUCUACCGCUCGGAGAAGGAUCCCGUUGAACGGGCUGUCCUCAAUCUAGCCACUGCGCAUGUUGAGUGCAGCGAGGACCAGGCGGCCAUGGUCAAGAUACCCAACACAUUCAGUGUGGUGACCAAGCAUCGUGGCUAUCUGCUGCAAACACUUGGUGACAAGGAAGUACAUGACUGGCUGUAUGCUAUCAAUCCAUUGCUUGCUGGGCAGAUAAAAUCCCGCCUGGCGCGACGGACUUUGGAGCCUGCCAGCCAGACGGCUUCCCAGAUCCAGGCCACCAAUGCGGCGAACGCCAACAGUGGGAGCAAAUGAGAUACGAUCACGAUGGAGUCCGUUUUGGUUUACUGAGACGCAGGCUAUGGCUGGCUGCAGCGCCUGAGUAUCGCCAGACGACUGGUCAGGCGGAGAUCACAACAAAUGGCAGGGACAGCAGCUGGCAACUGAUUGAUAUAGCUUGAAGGAUUCCAUCGGAAGAGGGAAAUGAAAUAGAUGAUUGUUGCUGUGGUGGCACAUCUUAAUCGAAUGCAAAAAUCAGAGAUAAUGAGCAGAAAGAAACCAAAUGCAAAGCGUACGUAAUUAUUAAGUAGUUCAACAACCCAGUUUAUGGAUUAUAUUACAUUUCGUGAUUAGUUGGCCACGGCCCAAAGAGUAGGCACUAGCAGCUCCAAUCAGAUACGGUAGCCUACUUUUUAGAAUCCCCUUCGGUUAGGUUUAUUGGACAAUUUUGUAAAUAGCCUUCGUUUGAUUCGAUUGUAUAAAUAUUUGGUAUUAGUUAACGGACCGUUUAGUUUCAGUUCCCACGUGAUAUUAUGUUGAUCAGUUAGAGUUUGUAUUUUUUCUCAAGUAUGCGACAAAUAUGUAAAGCUUGUAAUGCAAACAAACACACACGUAUAUGCAUUUUAAUGGUGCAAACUAAAGCAAAAUACAGACAUAUAUAUAAAUGAGGAACUAUAUGUAAUGAAUUAAUGUAUAAAACCCUAUAUAUUUGCUGUUUAUACACAAAUUUUCAUGUACUUGUAUUGUUUAACUUAAAAAGAGCAGGUAACCGCCAGAGAAAAUUAUGAUACCAAAAAUAUGUGUGUGUGUUAAAGAAAGACCGUACAGUAUAUAGGAUAUAGGAGACGUGAGGUAUAAGCUCAGCAGAAUUGCGAAAUCUCUAUAAAGGUAACGAUUAUUGUUAGAUCUAUACAUAUAUAUAUACAAGCAAACAGAACUAUAUGCGAAUGAAACUAUUUUACACACCAGAGUUACGAACCAUGAAAUCGGCGCUGCUAUAACUCAGCUGCCCCACAUUGUCAACUGUUGACGGCUUUUAAGGCUUCUCCCCCACAGACUCCCCCCAAAAAUACCAGACAGUUUCGCUUCUAAAAUGCUCCCUCUCGGAACCACCUGCUAAAGCUUCAAGCAACACGUUACGGAACAACCAAUUGUAGUUUUGAUAAGAGUCUUAAACUAGUACGCAAUGGCCACCUGUAUAUUUCCCAACUGAAAAUGAAACCGACAUUUUGCUUUGCUUGCGAAAAGAACUUUGAAUUUAAUUUGCGUUUCGCCAUCGGUUGAUGCACGAGCUUAGGUCAGGUUAAUGGAUCAAUUGGAGCUUCACUUGUGCCCGGAUCACAAGCCUCGAAGCUCCCAAAGUUGUUGAAGGGAUCGCUUUCGUUUGUGUCACGAGAAUGGACACGGAACGUUAAGCGAUCGUUGCUGGAUCGAGGAAUACGUAUUCUUUUAGAAAUCGUUUCGGAACUGAGUCGGCGUUUUGGGUUUUGAGUUAAUUGUAGCAAAAUGUAAACAUUUGUUAAACUAUUGAAUUAAUUUCCAAUUGUAACAUAUUAGAGAAUUGUAAUUACAAUAAUCAUUUUACAAGCAUAUAAUAUGAUAUCUAUGUACGUAAUAACCUAUUUUGGCCCAGUUUAAAUUUACCAACAAAGAAUUGCACACACCAAAAAUAUAGAGCUAUAUAUUAGCGAAGCGAGUUAACGAGCAAGAAACUCAACUUAUAUAUGCGUAUAUGGUACAAUACAUUUCAAAAUCGAUUUAAAUAUGUACAUCGGCUAUAUAUCAAUGUAUGUAAGAGAUGAUUGCCUGGCAACCGUUUCCAAUGACAGAUGAAAAUGAGAAGAGCAGAACCAACGCGUGGAAAAUGAGGGGAAACCUAUGCUAUGUGUAUGUAUAAUCCAAAACAAAUUGAUAUUUGCCAGGGCGUAUCACUAUUAAAGAAAUAUAAAAUAAAACGGCUUUAAAUAAAAUCUGUAAA